Messenger RNA from Pteronotus mesoamericanus, 3239 nucleotides. It is a transcript of the gene KBTBD13, whose product is annotated as kelch repeat and BTB domain containing 13. The record is from RefSeq and is a predicted model, not a curated record. Bases 63 to 1439 code for a protein of 458 amino acids. Gene Ontology annotation, molecular function: protein binding. Lineage: Eukaryota; Metazoa; Chordata; Mammalia; Chiroptera; Mormoopidae. Gene Ontology annotation, biological process: regulation of the force of skeletal muscle contraction; relaxation of skeletal muscle. The transcript has a single exon.
CCCCAGAGUCGGUGGCCGCUGAAUCCAGGCCCCCAGCGGCGGCCUCCGCACUCCUGCUGGCCAUGCCUCGGGGUCCGGAGACCCCAGUGCAGGUGUGGGUGGGUGGCCAGCUCUUCCAGGCCGACCAGGCCCUGUUGGUGGAGCACUGCGGCUUCUUCCGCGGCCUCUUCCGUUCCGGCAUGAGGGAGGCGCGCGCGGCCGAGGUGCGCCUGGGCGCCCUGAGCCCGGGCGGCUUCCGCACUACGCUACAGGUGCUGCGCGGCGAGCGGCCGGCGCUGGAGGCCGCCGACGACCUGCUGCAGGCCGUGGAGUGCGCCGCCUUCCUGCAGGCGCCGGCGCUGGCGCGCUUCCUGGAGCACAGCCUCACGUCCGACAACUGCGCGUUGCUGUGCGACGCGGCCGCCGCCUUCGGCCUGCAAGAUGUGUUCCACAGCGCCGCGCUCUUCAUCCGGGACGGCGCGCGAGAGCUGGCGACUGAGCUGGCGCUGCCCGAGGCCCGCGCCUACGUGGCUGCCCUGCGGCCCAGCAGCUACGUGGCCUUGAGCACGCACACGCCCGCGCCUGGCUUCCUGGAGGACCAGUCGCGAACGGUGUGCUACCUGGACGAGGAGGAGGACGCGUGGCGCACGUUGGCCAUGCUGCCCUUGGAGGCCAGCACAAUGCUGGCUGGCGUGGCCACGCUGGGCAACAAGCUCUACAUCGUGGGGGGAGUGCGGGGCCCCAAUAAGGAGGUGGUGGAACUGGGCUUCUGCUACGACCCCGAGCUGGGCACCUGGUGCGAGUUCCCCAGCCCGCACCAGCCGCGCUACGACACGGCGCUGGCGGGCUUCGACGGCUGCCUCUACGCCAUCGGUGGCGAGUUCCAGAGGAUGCCCAUGAGCUCCGUGGAGCGCUACGACCCGGCCGCGGGAUGCUGGAGCUUCGUGGCAGACCUGCCGCAGCCGGCUGCCGGCGUGCCCUGCACCCAGGCAUGUGGUCGCCUCUUCGUGUGUCUGUGGCGGCCGGCCGACACCACGGCUGUGGUGGAGUACACGGUGCGGGCUGACGCGUGGCUGCCGGUGGCCGAGCUGCGGCGCCCGCAGAGCUACGGCCACUGCAUGGUGGCUCACCGCGACAGCCUCUACGUGGUGCGCAAUGGGCCAUCCGACGACUUCCUACACUGUGCUAUCGACUGCUUCAACCUGGCCACGGGCCAGUGGACGGCGCUGCCCGGCCAGUUUGUCAACAGCAAGGGAGCGCUCUUCACAGCAGUGGUGCGCGGCGACACAGUCUAUACCGUCAACCGCAUGUUUACACUGCUUUAUGCCAUCGAGGGCAGCAGCUGGCGGCUGCUCAGGGAAAAGGCGGGCUUCCCAAGGCCCGGCUCCUUGCAGACCUUUCUCCUGCGGCUGCCUCUCAGUGCUCAGGGGCCUGUCGCCUCGACAACGCCUGAACUGUGACUCCUGGGCUGGGCUUUAGGAAGGGUUGACCUCCCAAGUCCUCCCUGAGCCCUGGCUGAGUCUAUGAGUCUGGCCGUAGGAACAGUGGGGAACGCCUCUCUCCCUGGUUGAGAUGUCCAGAUCUCAUGUUGUCAGGUAGUGUUUUCAUGUCCAGGAAACUCAGGGAGUGAAGACCAUGCUAGGGCCUGAGCCCUUAAAUUACUUGGGCAUUGCUGAAAGCUGGUGGGUCACCGCUUGAGAGGCAGAGGCGGUGGGGGGUGUGGGUUUCUAUCAUCUAGGCUUGUGUGAGAAUGGGCCAGAUAAUUAAGCAUGGAUAGGAGUGGGUUAAGUGAUGUUAAUCAAACUGCCAAUCACUAGGCCAGAAUUAAGCAACUACUAUGUGCCCUGCACUGUGCUUGCCCUAAUGUAAUCUGUAGUUGCCAGCCAGCCAGAGGUUCACAACGCUUACAGUUUAGCCCAGAAAAACUCAAUUCUAAUAGAACAUUUACAGGAUGACAAAAGGUUUACACAUAUUUGUCUUGGUCCACAAAGGGUUGAAGGCAAUAUGCGAAAAAACAAAAAACAAAAACAAAAACAAAAAAACCCCACAAUAUAAUAUAAAUAUAAACCGAAGUACUGAAGAAAUUAGGGCAAAGGGGAAAUAGGGAAAGGAAAAAUAUGUAAUUCCAGGAAGGAGGGUAUGCUAAUUCGAUGAAGAAGACAGGCAGGAUAACUAGCUGCUGAAAGGGAGGUUCAUACGGUGGAGACAGUGAGAGCUUGGAGGACUCAGAAGAGGAGAGAUGAGGGAAGGCUUAAGCAGAUGGGAAGAGCCCCUGUGAACCCCACCCUCAAGGCAGAGCAGCUGUGGACGGAGGCAUUUGGGGCGGGGCCAAGGCUGGGCUGGCUUAUAGAGACAAUAACUGAAUUGAACCUGGAAUGAGAUCUGUGAGGAGAAAUGGGGUUUCCAUACCCUCUUAUAGGGUAUGAACCUGCAGGGGAGGACCCAGUUGUAAGCCCCUUGCCCACUCCCUUUUUGUCAUCAGCCCAUGGGCAGUGGCCUGUUAACUUCCUUAAUUACAGGUCACUUGACUCAACUUAUCCUUCCUCCAUAUUCUACAGGUUAAUUCUCUCCUCCUAGCCUCUGCUCCUGCUAUUCCCUGGGCUUGGAAUGCCUUUCCUCUUCUCUAUCUGUUGGCUCUGUACCCACCUCCUCUGUACAGGGUUGGCUGUCCCUGACCUUGGCUGCCUAUGUUGCUUAUUGAACCCCUGACUGGUAUCAUUCUGUGUGUGUGCAUGCAGCAAGGGUAGAGAUUCUAUUGUGCUGUCAACUGAGCUGGGGCACUUUCCCGCCUACAAAGUAAUCUGAUGAGGUCCUGAGAGAACCCAUGCUGUAGAGGCCACUAAUUAGGAACGUGGUGUUUGAGGAAGACUCUUGUCCCUCUUUUAGAGUACCCUCACCCUGGUUCCUGGUCAGAUGCCCACCCCAGUCCUCCAACCUUUCCAUGCCCCUGGGCAGUCUUCUCUGACUGGUCCUGAAUGCUCUCCAUCCUCUAGGAACUGAGGCCCAUGGGAAACCUGGGUCUCCUCACAAGUGGAGAAUGCAGCAUCAGCACAGCACCCCCCCCAGACAUGGAGUCUAGUAUCAGGGCUGCCUUAGCUGCAUUUUCCCCUAACCUAUGUCUAAGCCUUGGAGAAUGCUGCCCUCGGAAGCCUGAGAUGUUCUAGCCCUGGAGUAGCCUAAUCUGAUGAGCCACAACAAUAAAUCCUGACUUUUGCAUCCUGUUAAUGGUGUGCAAAGUACUUUCAUGUCCCUCUUCCCAC